AUGGGCUACAUGCGUACAAAAGCAGUCCUUAUUGGAAUUCAGUAUUCUGGCUCACAGUGGGACGAACUAGAUGGCCCUCAUCACGAUGUCAAGCGUAUGCGCGACUUUCUCAAGUCAUCACCAUGGCAGUAUGCUCAGUAUAGAAUCCUCCUCGAUAAGCCUGGUUACGCCCGACCCGACCGUGAGGGCAUCAUCUCUGCACUCAACUGGCUUGUUGAAGGUGCUACAGAGGAUCAUCGGCUCUUCCUCCACUACUCGGGUCACGGUGAUCAAUCACCGACCAGUUCCGCUUCGGAACCAGAUGGCUUUGACGAGACAAUCAUUCCCGUGGAUUGUCCACCUCCUGAGACAGAAGACGGUUUCAGAGGAGCUAUCCGCGACAACCUACUGAGAGAACUCCUUGUUGACGCGCUUCCGGCUGGCUGCCAUCUGACUGCCAUUUUCGAUUGCUGCCAUUCGGGAUCCAUACUCGACUUGAGAUACUGUUACCCUAGGUAUCUCAGUAUUCCAUGGGCAUGGAGAAUGUCUGGCCCCGCUUGCGACUCUCCACGCUUGAAUCGUACGAUUACUGAGAGGCAAAGAACUCUGACACUCCCAAUUUCGUUUGCCAAUGUCAUUCCCCCUGACCUUGACGAGCUCAGACAACCCAUUAUCGACUCUUCGUAUUUGAAGACGCCAACGCCCCACGACCUCUGGGAGUUGGAAGAAACACCACGACCGUCCUUUCUCAUGUCUCUUACCGAGUCUCGGAGCGUCUCUCAACGUGGAUCGCGCUCUAGCUCUGUCGGCAGCUGGGCACGCCCACAGCUUGGACUACAGUUGCAGCUGACCGACAUCCCCGACAUUGCUCAUUUGACUCUGGCACCCUCCAUUGAUGCGAUCGAUUCGUGGCGCAGCAGUAUCUCGUACAGCGGGGAGGAAGAAGUCUGCGAGUCUCCUGUUACUGCCAGUCCCACGUCGACCAUCGCUGCCUCGUCCCGGAGACCUUCGCUUCUCCUCCCUGCCUCGAGCACCGUCUUACAUAGACUCAUCAACCUGAACGGCAAAGCAGGUGUACACCAAGCUUGCUAUGUGGAUAGAGAGGAGGAGACUCUUGUACCAUUCAGAGGUAUUCAGUACGACCGUCCUGUCAGGAGCCGUGGAACAUUUGCCGGAUUUCAUCAACCAGCCCACCCACAAGGACCUGCUCCGCUUGUGUGUUCAUUUUCCGCUUGCUACGACCAUCAGGUCACGUUCGAGAUUGGGAAUGGUGACGGCUUGUUGACUUCGGCAUUCAUUGAAUGCAUGAAUGCUGCCGACCAUGAGAUCACGUACGGUCAAUUGUUGGUGCAGAUGAAAAAGUAUUUUAUCAGAAAGAAUGAAGAGCGCAGCUCGGAUAAGUUAGGCGAUCCUCCGUUCCCGAUGCUCUCCUCCUCAUACGAGUUGGCACCCAUACCUGGUCACGACUACCUGUUUGAACUCGGAAUGAAUACGUUGACCACUGAAGCCUUGAACGCUCGCGCCAUUGCCGGCGCAGUUGCAGUCGCAGGAUUACUCGCUGCCGCGUUUCUUCGCUAUCGACGCGCCCUCAAGUACCCACGUCCCCCAGGCCCUCCAGGGUAUCCAGUCAUAGGCAAUGCAUUUGACUUACCCCCUACUCAACGAUGGCUCAAGUGGGCGGAAUGGAGAGACAUGUAUGGUCCCAUUGUAUGCUUGGAAAUGUUUGGGAGACGGGUGGUCAUGCUCAAUGAUCCUCAAUUGGUGAUGCAAUUGCUGGAGAAGCGUUCGUCAGUCUCGGCGGAUCGUCCACAGCUUGUCCUGUGCAUGGGGUUGCUCGGCUUUGGGCAUAGUACCGUCGGGCUCCAACACAAUGCGACGCACAAGGAAGCACGGAGGCUGUUCAAUCUGACAAUAGGUAAAUCUCAGCUACACAAGUACACCGACCUUGUCCAGCACGAGAUGCAAAAGCUUGCCCUGAAACUCUUGGAAGGCAAGGGAGCCAAAGACAAUGUGACUUCAAGCAUCAGACAUGCCGUUGGAGGGAUCAUUCUCGCCGUGACCUAUGCUCUGCCUGUCAAGGAUCAGAACGAUCCAUUUAUCGAGGAUGCAGAAGCCACCAUGGGUAUAUUUGCCCGCACUUCGUCUCCAGGGACGCAUACCGUUGACGUCUUUCCAUUCCUGCAAUAUGCACCAUCUUGGUUCCCUGGGGCAGGAUUCAAGAAGUAUCUUGCCCUUUGGAAGCAGCAAAUCAGGAAUUCUCUCGAGCGUCCCGUCGCGGUGGUAAAGCGGGAGCUGGCAAAUGGCGAAGUCAAGACGUCGGUUGCACACGAGAUUUUUGCAGAAGCCAACAUGAGUGCACAGCGCGAGGAGGAACUAAAGUGGCUCACCGGCUCCAUGUACUUGGGUGGUUCCGACACGACCGCGUCGGCAAUUCACAUCUUCGUUCUGGCCCUCACCUGUUAUCCCGAUGUCCAAACAAGAGCGCAACAAGAGCUAGAUUCCGUAAUUGGUGAUCGAAUUGCAACAUUGGAAGACAGACCAAACCUUCCAUACGUUAAUGCGAUUGUCAAAGAGGUUCUCCGUUGGCACACAGUUACUCCGUUGGGAGGACCUCACAGGUUGACAUCGGAUGCCGAGAUUGGAGGAUACCUGCUGCCAAAGGGAACGGUCGUCUUGGGCAAUGUAUGGGGCAUCUUGCAUGACGAGAAAUACUUCUCCGAGCCACACGAGUUCAAACCGGAGCGGUUUCUCAACGCAGAGGAUGCGGCGAAAUUCGAUCAAGUUAAGAGGCCCACAGCCUCUGUCGACUCUUGGAAUCAUGCCUUUGGGUAUGGGAGGCGCGUAUGUCCGGGCCGUGACUUGGCAGAUAUGGAAUUGUGGCUUGCAAUUGCAACGAUACUGUCGACAUUAAAGAUUUCGCCGACCGAAGGCGGGCUCAAGCCGACGUUUACAAGCGGGUCAAUUAGCAACGUUGGCCACCAUCCACCUUCAUUGUCUGCUGCUGUUCAUGGUAAAAGGCGGCUGAGCGGGCUGCUAUCGUCGUCGAGUAACGCUCCUAGUGUGCCGCUAACGCGUCCUGUGCCCGCUGCAGCAUAUACAAACCCGUAUCUGUCGCCAGAGCUUUCCCUGUCCAGUCCAGCACUCCUGUUUGCGUCAAGUUCGCGUCAAAAGUCUUCAGUACAGUCUAUACAGCACCAAGUUGCAGCCAUGCCACCCAAACCAGCCGGCAAGGACAUUCCCGCUUUUUUCCCAGGGAUGGACGAGUUUUAUUAUGCACCCAAGAAGUCUGUCAAGUCUUCGGGUGCGAGUACAUCGGGAACAUCGACAAAAUCGGGCUCGUCCACAAAGUCGCCGUCAAAGUCGAAACCAAAAGAGCGGGACGGACCGUCAUUAAUGUCCAAGGAUUCAGAUCCUACAGAACCAGCCGAUUCUCAGGGUCAUCCGCGUCGAGCCCUUCCGGCCCCGGUCCCGAGCGAGUCGAUUAUACAGGAAAAGGAAUUAACAACCGCAGAACAAGUUGCCGCACAGGCGAGUAAUACGGAUUUGGAUGCAGUCACCGGCAAGACCUUUGCCUCGUCUCCCUCUCGCAAUUUGCCGUCCUUUACCCCUUCUUCGUCCUCUCCACCGCCUACCUUCUCCAUCUUGCCCUCCACUUCGUCCCCGCCUUCAAGGAGACUCGCCCUCUCGACUUCACCACCGACAGACCACACUUCGACCAUUAUGAGCGUUGCUCGUGGGACACCUCCGUCGGCCCACGGCAAGACGACGUUGAAGAAACGAGCCGCGAGCGCCAGCUCGUCAACUGCAGCCGCCGGACUAGGCAUCACUGGCGUCGAACUCGAGCCAACGUCGGGCAUGACGAUCAGCAGAGAUCAGCGGCAAGACAGUGUGACCGAUAUUGCUCCCUCUCACUCGCCCAGACCGUUUAGGAACAAAAAUCAUGCAAGGCACCACGCCUUGCCUCUGAAAGUCGCACCCUAUCCACGAAGCUACGAUACACGUGCAAUAGAUCAAGACACGGCCGACCACCUCCUUCUCACUUCACUAUGUCGAAGCGUAACUUGGCACGACUUCGCACCAAUUCUCCCAAAUUCGUCCACAUCCAAUACAACCACCCCAGCGACCGUGACGGCUGGGAUCGUACAGUCGAGCAUCGAGAGCACUCAGAAUGUGACCUUUGAACCACCAUUGACGACCCCAACUCUUUCCGACUCGUCGCCACAACCUACAACCCCAACUCCUGUACCCGAAUCUGCUGCACAAAAGACCCCAGCACCGCGCUCAGUUCUGGACCUUGGGUGCGGCAACGGUGUUUGGAUCAUGGAUUGUGCCAAAGUGUGGCCAGACGCACACUUUGUCGGGCUGGAUCUUGUUCCGCUUCAGCCGAAUCUUUCCGUCGUGGACCCCAAGUUGGCGAAUCGGAUCGAAUGGGUCACUGCAAACUUAAUCGCAAGAGGUGUACCCGAAGACAAGUGGCCAGAUCUGCUCGAGGAAGUGUCUCGUGUGCUCGAGCCCAACGGCGCGAUCGAGAUCCUCGAAGAGGACCUAAUCUUCCCUGGGGGGUCGGAGCCGUGUACGUGUCAUUACCCGCCUGAUUGGAAUGAGGGCGAGGAGGAUGCACGGAAUGAGGACACCAUGUCUUCGGAGCUUAAUCACCAAAGUCCAGAAAAGGAUCUCCAUCAUUCGGGCUAUCAAGGGCUCUUCUAUCCAUCUCAGUCCGUUGACGUGCGAGAUCACUCGCAUCUCGAGCAGGCAUACAAUGACAUGCAUGCUGACCGAUUCAUCAAUCUGCGACCCAUUUCUGUCCUCACCAACGUUUUACCUCUUUAUUUCCGUGAUGUGCGGAGCCACCCUCCACUCCUCAUAACAUUUCCACCGCCCGAGGAGGAAAUGUGGAGUGACGCUUCUUCGUUAUCAUCUACGUCCGGGGAGAGCGAUGCAAGCGUCGCUCUUCACAAUCGCAAAACCCUUGUCGCCACGCCAAAGAGACAGAAGGCUACGAUACCCAAAAGUCCGCACUUGUCCAGACCCAGCACGGCAAACUCGAGUGCAAUAUACUCCAUCGACUCUUCAGCAGUCGAAUCUUCCCAUGGAGGUUCACCUCCUCAGGGACGGUCCCCACUUCAACAACAACCCCCUACUCUACCUCUUGACGGACAAGUAGAAACUGUCACCAACGGUUCAUCGCCGUCAGAGUAUAUGCACCAGCCACCACAAGGUGGAUGGCAUACUCUCCAUAUUGAUAUUCGUGCCCUCGUCCACCCCAAGCAACCCUUUAUCAUGAUUGACCGAUGCCGUAUGCCGGCUCGCGUCGUCUCUGCAGGUGCAGAUAGCCAAAAUUUGGCAGACCAAACGAUGACCCGAUUACCAAACACUACAUUCGAGUUUGAUUUUCAGUACUUGACCAUGUCCCUUGCUCACAGCGUCACCGAGGUCCUCGAAUGCAAAGAGGAAAUCUGGGAGUACAUGGUGAGAAAAGGUGAAGCGAAACCGGGCAAUGGGUCGAAUAUUGCUGCUUGGACUGGCCUCGCGGUGAAGACGAAGAAACCCAUUCGAUCACGGUCACCACGUCGAGAUGAACCUGUCGAACGCAAGGACUUUGACUUUUGGGUCUCCAAUUAUGAGCGCGAGAUGAAGAGACGGAUACAAAUGGCAAAAGUCAUGCGGAGUCGACUGGACUGGAAACCCAGAGAGCUCGUCAGCUCGGAAUUUCAUUCAUCCCACUCACAUCGCCCUUCCAUGGGCAAUUCUGUCUCAGGACCAGGGGGCAAAAUACUAUCGCCCAUUACGCCUGGCGGAUGGUCGUCAGUGCCCGCACCAUUUGGCACCAUUUCGACGGAAAAUCCGACUCGACGCCUCGACCCUAGCGAUCAUCCGCACUCUUCAUCGUUGGAAGACAUUAACACGGCUCUCAACGUUCAAGAGGAUGACCUAGACGAACAUCACCAUCAGAGUGCAGUCAAGGGCGCACACUCGUCUUCGACCUCGUUAGUGGGCAACGAAUCCAGUAGCGUUGGUGCGCGCAAGCGGACGAAUUCUGGACCGGAGAAGCUGCAACGGACCAGACGCGGCUCGGGGCACUCUUCCCAGCAAGGACACGCGCGUAAUAAUAGCUUGGAUGCUGCGGAUGCGUGGGAGACUUUGGUCCAGGAGAAACCGCACCUGGCUAGUCUCCGUGCAGACGACGGUACAAUCGCUGGUAGUGCGAUGGAUCGGGACUCCAAAGCAGUCGACGAAAAUGGCUUUGCGGAUGAUAUCCCGAGGCUAAGUCGGUGCGUCAAAGUGUUCGUUGCCUGGAAUAACAAGGACGAGACGUAG
Molecule: messenger RNA, 6297 nt
Organism: Serendipita indica DSM 11827
Lineage: Eukaryota; Fungi; Basidiomycota; Agaricomycetes; Sebacinales; Serendipitaceae
Source: the annotation of a GenBank genome assembly